Messenger RNA from Lachancea sp. 'fantastica', 660 nucleotides. NCBI's taxonomy places the organism in Eukaryota, Fungi, Ascomycota, Saccharomycetes, Saccharomycetales, Saccharomycetaceae. The record is from the annotation of a GenBank genome assembly.
AUGGACCAUAAGGACGCCGAAGAGCAGCUCAUCGAGACCAUCGAAGGGACUCCGGGCUAUAAUUUUGAUUAUGGACCUUUACCUCGAGACACCUUCAGAAGCAAACUAUCGUGGGAUUUGAAAGUCAGAAAAUGGUCUUACGCAUCUCUUUUUUUAACAAUAUUAGCAGCUUAUUGGUUUUUUAAGCUUAUGUUUUCGAUAAAUCUAGGCCUUGGAAUUGGGAUGACUGGUGUUAGUCCUAUUUUCGGUUUGGUGCCCUUUUUUUUCCAGGCGUCAUAUAACAUGGGAUGGAACGACAAAAGUGCGCGUACCUACUUGGUUGAAAUACUCAAUGCAAACCCAGGCGAUGAUUUGAAUAAGUGGGAUUUGAUCGCGGCCAAAAUGAAUACUAUCCUGUACGAAAACGACGAAAAUGCGUCGAGGUAUUUUUUCUACGACGGUCGGCAAUGCCUUGGGCGAUUCACUGAGAAGUACGUCUCGCCUCAUUUGAAGAAUGAGAAAGAGCAUUCUCCCAGUCUAGAGCCCUUCAUCAAAGCUGCUGUAGAGCAGUACAUGGAAAAUUUCAAUGAGCAAUUACGUCAAAUGACGUUGGGCAGUUCUACAGGUCAAAGAGAAACUGCCAAUCGAGAUGAUGUGGACCACGAUACUGCAGCUAAUUGA